AUUUCUCUAUAUCAGCGCUUAAAAAGGUUCAAUUUAUGUUUUAUUUAUGUUACUUGCCGCUUUAUUUAGUGGUGACCGCAUACAUAAUUAUUGCAUUUGUUCAGAUCUAGCAGCUGGUUAUAAGCCAUCAGGACAUCUUUUCGCUGUAGUCAUGAAUAAUUUUUAACUCUCUCUUAUUGUUUCUGUGUAUCAAGGUUUUCUUGCGUUUUGUUAUUAAGAUUUUUCAUUGGCAAAAUGACCAGAUUUAGUGAAGCCACUGUGUACUGCGUAAUACUGCCGGCUUUGCUCUUAGCGCAGUGUUGUCUCAUCCAAGGACAAAAUUUUACCGAGCUGUGUAAGUCGCGUGUUCCCCUAUCCAAUACCGGUGGCACCUGGAAUUUCCUGGAGGAUAUCGGAGAAUGCAUUUUUAUUGCCAGUGCCUCCAGUACAUGGGAAAACGCCGAACUGGAAUGUCUGCGGCGUGGAGCCCAUUUGGCCGUGCUUAAUCCCAGCAAUACUCCUGCUCUCAAUGCCUUGAUCAACUCGGUCGCACCCGGUUCAUCGGUUCCCUACUACAUCGGUCUACGUGUAUCUGACCUUAACUUGGGCGAGUACACUUGGGUGGAUUUUUCCCCAUUAACCUAUUCCAACUGGGCGCCGAAUCAGCCGUCCAGCAUAAGCGAUCACAAUACCGAUUACUGCGUCACGAUGGACUCUACGAGCGGUAAAUGGUCCGACCGGAUCUGUUCCUCGAAUACCCGCUAUUUCUGCCAACGCAAGCCGUAUGAUGAUCACGGUGUCCCGUCAAUACCGACACGUGAUCCCCUGGGGAGACAUGGCGGCUGCAAAGAAGGAUGGGUUUCAUUUGGACCGCAAUGCUAUUACAUUUCCUCAACGGAUCAGGCUACCACCUGGGCGGAAGCACUGGAAAGUUGCCGCGAUGGAGCGACUACAAUGAAAAACGCCAGUCUGGCAUCCGUUCUAGCAUCGGUCGAGAAUGAUUUUCUCAUUACUCAACUGAAAGGUCGCGCAACAGAUCCGACCCACAUGAAUUACAAUGGCGUGUGGCUGGGGCUGCAUGAAACAGGGCGAGAUAUUUUCGAAUGGUCCGACCACAGCCGUUACGUGUACAAUAACUGGCAUUAUAAUUAUCCACGCUAUAAUUUUCAGCUGGAAUGCAUUUCUAUGAUGACAGAAAGCAAUAAAGUUGGCCGGUGGACAGAUUUGGAGUGUACAAAACGACUUCCUUAUGUUUGUAAAGCUCCCAAAGACUUUGAUUUGCCCGAGCACCAGACACCUCCCACCAUUUGCGGCAGUACUUACGAACAAUACGAUGAUGUGUGUUUCAAAGUGAUUGCGUUGCCUAACGAAGCACAGCGUACCUGGUCCCAUGCUCAGCAACUGUGUAGUCUUCAGCCCGGCGAAAACGUUCCCGCUGGUGGCGGUGGUUUGGCGACCAUUGCCGACGUCUACGAAAACGCUUUUGUUCGCAUCUUAGUCGACAAGGCUGCUGCUCAGGCAGCCAAUCCAGGAUUAGAUCUAUCGUUUCUCAAGACGAAAGCCUGGUUGGGAAUGCGCGAAGAAUACGGUAACUACCGAUGGCAGAAUAAUUGUCCGGUACGCUUUACCAAUAUGGAUUCCUUGGUGGGUAACGCGCAAGAAAACCUGUGCGUUGACAUGAACCUAGACGGUAAAUGGCAUCCUCACAACUGUUCGCUAUCCGAAGUACGAUUUGCCGUUUGCGAACGCCGACUCGUUCCUUGCCCGAGCAUUCCGACCGAACGUCCAGAAAUUUGUCCAGAAAACUUUCCACAGGCUUGCGCGCAUCACUGCUACACGUCGCGCAGCAUUAUCCAACACCUAAACCAAAGCGAGCUGGCGACCUUUGACGAAGCACGCAGCAAAUGUAUUGCAUUAGGCGGCGAUCUGGCCACUAUCAGAACCAAAGAAGACCAGGAUUGCGUUCAUCCGUUUGUCCAGUACGCGGAGAUGGGCAUGUGGAUGGGAUUACGCAACAAAGCCGGUGGCGCUGGAGCCAGUGGUAUUUGGCAAUGGAUUGAUCAGUACGAAAACGCCGAACCGACAACCUAUGUUAACUGGAUGACUGGUGAACCCAAUAUGUUUGGCGCGUCUUGCGGAGAGAUGUAUCCGAAUGGGUUUUGGAACGAUGCAGGUUGUUACGAACGCCGAGGGUAUAUUUGUCAGGCCGCCAGAAAUCGCACGGCGCCAGUAACACAACCAACUCGACCACCAGGACCGCCUUGUGGAGAACAGCCUACUGACGGAUCGGGCACCUGGUAUUAUUUGGAAAGCGUACGCGAGUGCAUUUUCGUUGCCACGAGGAUCGAGACCUUCGAAAAUGCAGAAUUGGCCUGCAGGCAACGACGAUCUGGUCUGGUAGUGGUGAACAAUGAAAUUCAACCACUGAUAACCGAAAUCCUCAAGAACACUUCCGGUAUGCUCCCGGGAACCCCUCAGUUUUUUAUUGGCCUACGCAUAACCAAUGUUGACUUGGGCGAGUACACGUGGUUGGAUGGUCGACCGAUUGUUGGUGGUUUUACUAACUGGGCUCCCAAUCAGCCAGCAUCUGAGCAAAACCAAAAGAACUGCGUGAUAAUGUCUGGAAUGGAUGGCAAGUGGGCCAGUGAACGAUGUGGAACCUACACAAAAUAUAUAUGCCAAAGGCCGGCACACGGUGACCGACCACCGCCGGUGCGACCGACCAGACCAAGUGACGGUUCACACGCAGGUUGUGCUAGCGGCUGGGUCCCUUUCGGUCCCAACUGCUAUUUUCUGUCUGUUGACCGGCAGACGUAUACCUGGGCAGAAGCACUGUCCACCUGCACAUUCGGAGAAUUCGGGCAUCAAAUGCGGAACUCCAGCUUAGUAUCCAUUUUGAGUGGUAUAGAGAAUGACUUCAUCGUGACUUUGUUGAAAAAUCGAAAAUAUAAUGUCUGGAUUGGACUCCAUGAGGUUGAGCCCAAUGUAUUCGAAUGGUCGGACCAUCAUACUUAUCGCUAUAACAAUUGGCAUUAUCAAUAUCCUCGUGACACCGCAGGCUGGGGGCUGGAAUGCAUCAACAUGCUUGUGGAUCCGAGAACAGUUGGGCGCUGGACAGAUCUGAGCUGCCAAGCACGAGGAGGAUAUAUCUGCAAAGCCCCUAAAGAUUUUGCCAUGAAGCCUUAUGAACCGCCACCAACAAACUGCAGCGCGGGUUAUCAACCUUACGGAGAUGCAUGCUUCCAGGUGGUUCAUCUGGAACGGGAUGGAGAGCAUACAUGGUCGCAUGCGGAACAGCAAUGCAGACCGUCCGCGAUGGAAAACUGGCCGGGAGGUGGUGGAUUGGCUACUAUUUCGGACGUGUACGAAAAUGCAUUUGUCCGUGUCCUGGUGGACGAGGCAAUAAGAUUCGGUCGGCCAGGGCAGGAUUUUCGUUCACCAAAAGCUUGGCUGGGUAUGCGGGAAGAAUACGGGCAUUAUUCUUGGUACAACCAGUGCCCGGCACAUUUUACCAACCUCGAUAGCUUAAUCGGAGAUGAGAAUUCUACCCUGUGUGUGGAUAUGGACUUGGAGGGAGGAUGGCACGCCCACGGAUGCUCUGACCGUGACGUCAGGAUGGCAGUCUGUGAACGUCGGUUUGUGCCUUGCCCGAAAAUUAACAGUACCACAUCGGAGACGGUUGUCUGUCCAAAAGAAUUUCCGCUUGCCUGCGGAAAUCACUGUUAUUUCGUACGUACCAUCCAACAGCACAACAACCAGACCGACCAGACCGUGCUUGUCACCUUUAACGAGGCCCGUGCGACCUGUCUUGCUAUGGGUGGCGAUCUCGUAUCCAUCCGGUCGGAAGAGCAGCAGAAAUGUGUGCGGCCAUUCGCACAAUACUCGAUAGAAGGUUUGUGGAUAGGUUUGCGCAAUCUUGACUUGAACAGUAGCCCAUCGGAUACGAGCAAAUGGGUGUGGACUGACCGCGAUAACAACACUGAACCAGCCCUCUAUGCCAAUUGGUACCUUGGAGAACCAACAUCUGGUGGGUCGGAACGCUGCGCGGAAAUGUACCCAGACAAUGGAUAUUGGAACAAUUUGAGAUGCGACGCCGAUGUCAAGCGGGGAUAUAUUUGCCAAGCUGACAGAAGCCGGGUAGUUAUGGUCACCGGGAGCACGAUUCCUCCCACAACUGUGUCGGAGUCCGUUGGUGGUAGCAGCAGCGCUGUCACUGGGCCUUCAACAUCUCAGACCACAAAAGGCAAUAGCAUCGCAACGGGCACCAUUCAUCCAUCUCUUCCCACAGCAGCAGGCACCGGCACAACACGAGAUUUCGGUGGAGUAGUUUCCUCGACAGCUUCGCCAGAGGAGACCGGAUUGGCCGGAGGAUCCAUUGCCGGAAUUGUCAUCGGUGUCCUAUUAGGCGUAGCACUGCUGUGUGCCGUUGCUUUUGUAGUUUUAACAGGAAGAACCGGAUUAGUAAUAGCCACCGCCAAGAGUACCGGAUCUCGCGUUACUAGUCGAUGGAGAAAAGGAUCUGAUGCUGACCGCAUACCAGUGGUGGAUAUGCAUCACCGUUUUGAUGCCAGCGAUUCUUAUACUUGAGCGCUUUCUGUUCAAACCUCGUCACUUGUGGUAUUUAGAAUUGUUGCAUAUUUUAAUUAAUAAAUAAUUUUGAAAACAUACUGGGGAUAUAGUUUUAGAUUAGUGUUUGUCUAUUUUUACAUUUCCCGUUGCAUCCUCGUCUCUGCUUUUAGAAAAUUUGAAGUUAAAUAGAAUUAGCAAAGCUAAUUCCGGUUAACGCAGUGGAAGCGAUUGCAAGGCUGGACGACUUGGUUGACCAGUGUCCAGCCAAGAAAACCCAUUAGGGUGUGUCUUGGGAUGCAUAUUUCGAUGCUGUAUUAAAAGCAAUGCAGUUUCGGUUGUGGAUGUUUCAUGUGUAGUGAUUGUGCAUUUCUUUUAGUGCAUUUCAGUUCCUGUUGUGUUGGAGUAAAGGUUGUUUUCGUGUAACAAGUCGUUCUUCCCUCCCGCCCACCCCCUUUGGAGAGGAGA
This is a messenger RNA of Paramacrobiotus metropolitanus, 5013 nucleotides long. Its product is annotated as macrophage mannose receptor 1-like. Gene Ontology annotation, molecular function: signaling receptor activity. Bases 235 to 4566 code for a protein of 1443 amino acids. The record is from RefSeq and is a predicted model, not a curated record. Lineage: Eukaryota; Metazoa; Tardigrada; Eutardigrada; Parachela; Macrobiotidae. The transcript is spliced from 15 exons.